UGAGAUGGGUGGGUUUAUAGAGGAGCGCCCAAUCCUGAGGUGCGGGGGAGGCAGGGUUGAGGGAAUUACUCCCCGCUGUCCAAUGAGAGGGAAGUGGAGAUGAUGGGCUGGACCUCAAGCCAAUAGUAGAGCAGCACAGACAUUCCCCCUAGAAGAACUCGACCAGUGAGCAGGCGAGGAAGGGGCGGGAGCCGGGGUCCCGGCAGCUUCUAGUAGGUUCCAGAAGGCGGCGCGUGCGGUUGGGAACGCGGAGCGGACGGAUUCGAUUCAACGGGCUUCCGGACCGCGCUUCGCUAUGGAGCAGGUCAAUGAGCUGAAGGAGAAAGGCAACAAGGCCCUGAGCGUGGGUAACAUCGAUGAUGCCUUACAGUGCUACUCCGAAGCUAUUAAGCUGGAUCCCCACAACCACGUGCUGUACAGCAACCGUUCUGCUGCCUAUGCCAAGAAAGGAGACUACCAGAAGGCUUACGAGGAUGGCUGCAAGACUGUCGACCUAAAGCCUGACUGGGGCAAGGGCUAUUCACGAAAAGCAGCAGCCCUAGAGUUCUUAAACCGCUUUGAAGAAGCCAAGCGAACCUAUGAGGAGGGCUUAAAACACGAGGCAAAUAACCCUCAACUGAAAGAGGGUUUACAGAAUAUGGAGGCCAGGUUGGCAGAGAGAAAAUUCAUGAACCCUUUCAACAUGCCUAAUCUGUAUCAGAAGUUGGAGAGUGAUCCCAGGACAAGGACACUACUCAGUGAUCCUACCUACCGGGAGCUGAUAGAGCAGCUACGAAACAAGCCUUCUGACCUGGGCACGAAACUACAAGAUCCCCGGAUCAUGACCACUCUCAGCGUCCUCCUUGGGGUCGAUCUGGGCAGUAUGGAUGAGGAGGAAGAGAUUGCAACACCUCCACCACCACCCCCUCCCAAAAAGGAGACCAAGCCAGAGCCAAUGGAAGAAGAUCUUCCAGAGAAUAAGAAGCAGGCACUGAAAGAAAAAGAGCUGGGGAACGAUGCCUACAAGAAGAAAGACUUUGACACAGCCUUGAAGCAUUACGACAAAGCCAAGGAGCUGGACCCCACCAACAUGACUUACAUUACCAAUCAAGCAGCGGUAUACUUUGAAAAGGGCGACUACAAUAAGUGCCGGGAGCUUUGUGAGAAGGCCAUUGAAGUGGGGAGAGAAAACCGAGAAGACUAUCGACAGAUUGCCAAAGCAUAUGCUCGAAUUGGCAACUCCUACUUCAAAGAAGAAAAGUACAAGGAUGCCAUCCAUUUCUAUAACAAGUCUCUGGCAGAGCAUCGAACCCCAGAUGUGCUCAAGAAAUGCCAGCAGGCAGAGAAAAUCCUGAAGGAGCAAGAGCGGCUGGCCUACAUAAACCCCGACCUGGCUUUGGAGGAGAAGAACAAAGGCAACGAGUGUUUUCAGAAAGGGGACUAUCCCCAGGCCAUGAAGCAUUAUACAGAAGCCAUCAAAAGGAACCCGAAAGAUGCCAAAUUAUACAGCAAUCGAGCUGCCUGCUACACCAAACUCCUGGAGUUCCAGCUGGCACUCAAGGACUGUGAGGAAUGUAUCCGGCUGGAGCCGACCUUCAUCAAGGGUUAUACACGGAAAGCCGCUGCGCUGGAAGCGAUGAAGGACUACACCAAAGCCAUGGAUGUGUACCAGAAGGCGCUAGACCUGGACUCCAGCUGUAAGGAGGCGGCAGACGGCUACCAGCGCUGUAUGAUGGCGCAGUACAACCGGCACGACAGCCCCGAAGAUGUGAAGCGACGAGCCAUGGCCGACCCUGAGGUGCAGCAGAUCAUGAGUGACCCAGCCAUGCGCCUUAUCCUGGAACAGAUGCAGAAGGACCCCCAGGCACUCAGCGAACACUUAAAGAAUCCUGUAAUAGCACAGAAGAUCCAGAAGCUGAUGGAUGUGGGUCUGAUUGCAAUUCGGUGAUGACUUGUUCAUCCCCCCUUCCCUUCGCCCUCAUGUGGAAAGAGGAGCUGGGACCGCGGCGAGCAGCACGGAGCGGAAGGGAGAGCAGGGGAGAAAAGGCCUCAUCUCUCUAUAUUUAUACAUAACCCCGGGGAAGACACAGAGACUCGUACCUGCGCUGUUUGUGCCGCCGCUGCCUCUGGGCCCUCCCAGCACAUGCAUGGUCUCUUCACCGCUGCCCUCGAGUUCCGUGUCUCCUUCCCCUGCCCCGAGUUGCUGUCUCGGCUGCUCUCCCAUAGUUGGUUUUUUUUUUAUUUGGGGCAGUGGGCAUGUUAUGGGGAGGGGAGGGGGUUCUUCCAGCCUCAGGUCCCAGCUGUCUCACGUUGUUUAUUCUGCGUCCCCUUCUACAAUAAAACAAGCCAGUUGGGCGUGGUUA
This is a messenger RNA of Gorilla gorilla gorilla (western lowland gorilla), 2342 nucleotides long. RefSeq names its product stress induced phosphoprotein 1 (gene STIP1). The coding region runs from base 296 to 1927 and encodes 543 amino acids. Gene Ontology annotation, molecular function: Hsp90 protein binding. The record is from RefSeq and is a predicted model, not a curated record. The transcript is spliced from 14 exons. NCBI's taxonomy places the organism in Eukaryota, Metazoa, Chordata, Mammalia, Primates, Hominidae.